Gilbertella persicaria is the source of this 2010-nucleotide messenger RNA. RefSeq lists its product as uncharacterized. The record is from RefSeq and is a predicted model, not a curated record. The annotation marks the transcript as partial. NCBI's taxonomy places the organism in Eukaryota, Fungi, Mucoromycota, Mucoromycetes, Mucorales, Choanephoraceae. The transcript is spliced from 2 exons. Gene Ontology annotation, molecular function: protein binding.
GUUAUAAAACUUUUAUAUUUUUUUCUUCCUCUUUCAUGUUGCGUCAAAGUCUGUUUUCUAUAGUAAGCGCAAAGAAUCUCGGUAGAAUAACUCAGCCUUGUCGACACUAUACAAGCGAGAAUGCUAUCUUAACAGACAUCAACAAACAAAUGUUUCGUGUGCUUGAUAAAGCAGCAUCAGCCAACCUUGGCAGUCGAGCGACCCUCACACGUAUUCUACGUCUAGCCAAAGAACUCAAGGAAAAUAAUGUCAAGUUUGAUGCAGAUACAUAUGAACAUAUUUUAUCUGCCUAUGCGAAAGCCAAUGAACCAAGCCAAGCCCUUAUUCUUUAUAAGCAAAUGUCAGCACAAGGUAUCAAACCCACUAGGAAUUUUUACCACAAAGCGUUGCUUGUAAGUACCACUCUAUCACGCAUACACAUAGGUGCUCAUGCAUGAUUAGUUUGCUGCUAGAAAUGGUGAUUCUGCUUUACAAGCCAAAAUGUUGCAUUAUAUGGAACAAUCCAACUAUCCAAAGACGACCAAAACAUAUUAUUGUAUGUUUCUUUGUAUGCGAGAAACACUUGAACUAGAGCACGCUCUUGAUACAAUCGACAUCAUGAAGCGUGAUAAUAUUAAGAUGAACCUUCAUAGUUAUGCUACUGUGAUUGAUAUGGCAGUUCAUUUAAACGAAGUUGAAAUUGCACAUCAAUUGCUUAAAGAAGCCGAGAAGCUAAAUGAAUUUGGUCAGCAAGCAGGAAUACUGUAUACAAGUGUAUUGCAAUUAGCUGCUUUCAAUGGCCAUUAUACUAUUGUCAAAGACAUAUGGAAAAAGGCGUCCAAAUACAAAACAGAUGAAGGGAAUUUAUUGUAUAUUCUAGAUUUAGCAGGUAAACAUGGAGACACCAAAAUAGCCACUGAGGUCAUUCGCAUCAUUGGGGAACGAGGCUACACUUAUCGAGAAUGUCAUUUUGCGCCCUUGAUUGAUACAUUCGCAGCCACAGGCGAUAUCACUAAUACGUUUCAGCUGUUUCAUGUGAUGCGAAAAGUAGGCAUUACACCUAACAAAAAAACAGCAUUACCUUUGGCGUAUCGUUUAGGACAAGACAAGAAUGCGAUCUUUAAAGCUAAGCAUAUACUUGAGAAACAAAGCCCUGUGGAUGUCACUGCAUUCAAUUUAGUGAUUCAUGCAUUGGCUUACAAUAAGGAGAUUGAUGCAGCAUUAUCACUCUAUCAAAAAUCAAAAGAGUUGCAAGUGACACCGAAUAGUGAGACAUUAGAUGCUGUGUUGGAUGCAUGUAUUCAUUGCAAAGAUGCAGGAUUAGGCAAGGAUGUGUAUGAAGAGCUACUGGCUAAAGGCGUCCAACCUACAUCAACUUCACUUAGCAAAAUGGUGACCUUAAUGUGUACACAAGAAGAUUAUGAAGAAGCGUUUAUGUACUUGGAGGAAAUGAAGAAACGAGACAUGGUGCCCUUACGUGGUUGUUAUUAUAAGCUUGUGAAAGUACUGGCAAGUGCAAGAGAUGCAAGAUUAGAAAUGGCAUUGGAUGAUAUGAAGGCAUAUGGCUAUUCUAUUUCAACACAUAUCAGCCAGUUUAUUGAAAACGAAAAAACAACUGCUACUUUAAAUUAAUACCCCCUCCCCAUUAUUAGCGUCAAAAAUUUGUGAAACUUAAUGGCAAAACGGAUGGAGCCCUGAGGCUUGGUUAAAAACCGUACCUGAACAAGGUAUUCUUGGCAAAAUUAUUUUAUGUCUUAAAUUAAUAGCUAUACAAUUAAAAUAAUAAAAAACAAGUGUAUUAACAUAUUUCAUCUAAUGCGCAACAGAUACACAUAGCAACCAAGCUAAAGAUUCAAUUAGAAAAAAGAAACAGAUACAAUAAGAUUACUUACCAUCCCCAACAACAAGAAUGAUCAUUCUCUGGUGGUCUUUCUUGUUGGACUACAAUUGUCUGUGGUGGUGGUCUAAUCAAGGAUUAUUACUUUAGUUUUUGUAUUUAUAGACUUACGCUGGUUGAUAGUAGCCUCCUUG